AUGUCCUACCGCACUGCCCAGCGGAACGAGAGAAGUUCUCGUUUGGAUGGUUUUGAGCUCGAAGAUCUAUACGCUCUGCAGGAGUCUCUUCAAAGCUCCACCAGUGCUCAGGCGGCAGAGUUCGGCCACCUGCCCGACAACAUUACCGUCCUGGAAGGAGAGAGCGUCAUUUUGAGAUGUAAAAUUGAUGAAGAAGUCACUCACAAGGCCUGGCUGAAUCGCUCCAACAUCCUGUUCACGGGGACGGACAAGUGGUCCCUGGACCCUCGCGUCUCGUUGGCCAACAGCAACGACAGCGACUUCUCUAUCCAGAUAGACAGGGUGGCUGUGGCAGACGAGGGUCCGUACACGUGCAGCUUUCAAGCCCGAAACCAGCCCCGCACGGCCCACGUCUACCUCAUCGUCCAGGUGCCUGCCAAGAUAGUGAACAUCUCACAGGACGUGUCUGUGAACGAGGGAGGCAACGUCAACCUCUUCUGCCUGGCGGUGGGAAGACCCGAACCAACCGUGACAUGGAAGGACUUCAAAUAUGGACUCCUGAGUGAAGGAGAGUUCCUGGACAUCACGGAGAUCAAACGGCAUCAGGGUGAAGAGUUUGAGUGCAUCACCAACAACGGAGUCGCCGCACCAGACACCCGGCGAGUCAAGGUCACCGUGAACUACCCUCCUACAAUUACAGAUGUAAAGAACAUGCCAGCCCAACUGGGCAAGUCAGCCAUAUUGCGUUGUGAGGCUAUGGCAGUGCCCACAGCGACCUUUGAGUGGUACAGAGAUGAUCGGAGGCCGGUGGAAAGUGACAACACGCUAACGAUUAAAAACGAGAAGACACGUUCUCUCCUGGUUUUUUCAAACGUCACAGACAAACACUUCGGCAACUACACCUGCUUCGCCUCCAAUCGCCUGGGGGCUUCCAACGCUAGCAUGCUGCUCUUCCGGCCGGGAGCAGUAUACGGCGGGGGAGUGGGUCUGAGCGCGGGGGUGUCGGGUCUCGGCAUCUGGUUCGGUCUCUCGGUCUCUUUCCUGACGAAGGUCUAA
Messenger RNA from Chanos chanos (milkfish), 1035 nucleotides. It is a transcript of the gene iglon5, whose product is annotated as IgLON family member 5. The record is from RefSeq and is a predicted model, not a curated record. The coding region runs from base 1 to 1035 and encodes 344 amino acids. Lineage: Eukaryota; Metazoa; Chordata; Actinopteri; Gonorynchiformes; Chanidae. The transcript has 8 exons.